AUGCAGUACGAAAGCUCCACUACUGCCCUUUCUACCUAUGCUGCCGACUCAAUGAGCCCACAAUCCAACAAACCCUACUCAUUAAACGUGCGCUAUCCAGCCCAUACUCCACCACCAUCUACCUCGCCAAUCGAACUACCACCCAUUCUCGACAUGUGCGACCCUUUCACUGUCGAUAGACCACCUUCACCAACCUCUCCCUCAAUGACCAAACGAGAUGACUUUUUGUUUUCACUUCCCUCUCCACCAGCCUUCUUGGAGCCUGCACCUCAGCUCAACAGUCAUGCCUCGUUUGUGUUUCCACCCUUCAAGGAGGCACUGGAGUCUAUACAGCUCCAGAAUCAAUACUAUCAAUAUCAGGGUGUGCAUAUGCCCAUCCCGCGCUGUUCCUCUCAUCAAGCUUUUGCACCGACCCAAUCCAACCCCGCCACAGGUGAUUCGGAAGGCGAGGACCCGCGAGAUGGCCGAUCCUACUCCCCAACCUCCUCCUCCACCACCUCGUCCAUGUCUACCAUUUCGGGUCCCAUUAGCCGUCGUCUGCCAAUCUCUCCCACAAUGGCUGCCGCAUCCGCCUCUGCUGCUUCGGCUGCUCAUCAUCGGUCCGGCAGUCUAGUAACCGACACCCUCGUCAACGCGCUCCGGCUCACUACUCCCGACAACCAUGAGCCACUCGUAGUUGAUCUCUCUUCGCCCUCAUACACUCGCGUAUCAUUCAUGGUCCAUGGUAACCCAGUGUCUAUGGACCAAAGCAUGUUCUUGACCAAGAAUGCCCACAUCAAGAGACCUCGCAAUGCUUGGAUACACUUCCGUUGCCAUUAUGGUCAGGCACUCAAAUCUCAGGAUCCAACCCUUCGUGCAGAGGAAAUUUCAAAACGUGCUUCACGUCGUUGGGCAAAGUUGACGGAGCGAGAAAAGAAACCGUGGCACGAUCUGGCUGAACAGGAAAAACAAGCUCACAAGGAAGCCUUUCCCGAAUACCGUUAUAGUCCCAAGCGUGGCCUCACCCACAUCUCUCUCACCGACCCUGAUGAUACCGAGAGCAGUGUACGCCACAAGCGAGCAAGACGUACAAAAUGA
Messenger RNA from Phycomyces blakesleeanus NRRL 1555(-), 1077 nucleotides. RefSeq lists its product as hypothetical. The coding region runs from base 1 to 1077 and encodes 358 amino acids. Gene Ontology annotation, molecular function: RNA polymerase II cis-regulatory region sequence-specific DNA binding; DNA-binding transcription factor activity, RNA polymerase II-specific. The transcript has 4 exons. The record is from RefSeq and is a predicted model, not a curated record. NCBI's taxonomy places the organism in Eukaryota, Fungi, Mucoromycota, Mucoromycetes, Mucorales, Phycomycetaceae. Gene Ontology annotation, biological process: cell differentiation; anatomical structure morphogenesis; negative regulation of transcription by RNA polymerase II.